Messenger RNA from Monodelphis domestica (gray short-tailed opossum), 18878 nucleotides. RefSeq names its product monocyte to macrophage differentiation associated 2 (gene MMD2). Gene Ontology annotation, cellular component: membrane. Gene Ontology annotation, molecular function: pore-forming activity. The record is from RefSeq and is a predicted model, not a curated record. Lineage: Eukaryota; Metazoa; Chordata; Mammalia; Didelphimorphia; Didelphidae.
UAGAGAGUGUAGCGGGGCGGGGAGGAGCUGCUGGGUGCUGUGGAGGGAAUGAAGCCUAACAGAGGCUGCUAACUGUCCAAGGCUGAAAAAGAGAGUUUGCAAGGGAGCGAUCCUCUGUUCUACCCGCGACCCUGAACACACACAACGCACACGCACGCACGCACAUAGACACAUCACACACAACCGCACCCAUCUAAACCUGAGCAUCUGACCCUGCGUGAAAGGAAAGACAGAGCUCUGCCCCAGCCUGGGACAAUGACCUCCUAAGGGCACCCUUACUUUUUAAAUCUGCCUACCCUCUUCCACAGUGAGCCAGGGGGUGGGGGUUGUGCCCAUGACCCAACUAAAGCCACCAGAGCUAGCUAAGGCGAUUGAUUAGACUGGUUUCGCUCCUUGGGAUCGAUCUGGGUGUAGGGGCGGGGUCCCUUUCCCUCCCGGGUCCCUCCUCUUUCACCAUCUGCUUUGGGAUUUGGCUUCUGCUACUAAGCUCCCUCCCGUGCCUGUGUUUCCCUCCUCCCUUCCGUACAGUAGAUGGGCCCAUGACUGACUUUCGGGGAAGGGGGAGGAGGGACUGGGAUUAAAGGGGGAAUUGCGACCCCGAGUGGAGACAGAGACGGAGCUGGAGAGGCAGGAGUUGGUCCUCUUCCCUGGACUCCUCAGAUCUGAGAGAAAGCAUAGUUAACCUCCAACCUGCUGCUGAGUGAGCGGGUGAACUCGAGCCAGGGAUUUUAACCUGCUGCUCUUCUGAAUUAAUCUCUUUCCGUCCCGGGUUUGUUUCCUCAUUUCCCUCCCCCUCCCUUCUCCCUCCCUCGUCUCCUCCCCGCUCCCCGCCUUCGUUUUCUCUCUGCCUCCUUCCAAGUUUCCUUCUUCACUUGUACCAGAGCAGAAUUCUGAUGGAACUGCAAAGAUGUUCGUAUCCAGAUUCCUGGAUUUUCAAAAGACAAAAUAUGCAAGGUUCAUGAAUCACAGGGUUCCAGCCAACAAAAGGUACCAGCCUACAGAAUAUGAACAUGCAGCCAACUGUGCCACACAUGCUUUCUGGAUUAUCCCCAGCAUCCUCGGCAGUUCCAACCUUUACUUCCUGUCUGAUGAUGACUGGGAAACGAUUUCAGCUUGGAUCUAUGGCUUUGGCCUGUGCGGUCUCUUUGUUGUCUCCACUGUCUUCCACACCAUCUCCUGGAAGAAAAGACACCUCAGGAUGGUGGAGCACUGCCUACAUAUGUUUGACCGAAUGGUGAUCUAUUUCUUCAUAGCAGCGUCCUACGCCCCCUGGCUUAAUCUCCGGGAGCUUGGUCCCUGGGCAGCUCACAUGCGCUGGAUUGUCUGGAUCAUGGCUUCUAUUGGGACCAUCUAUGUGUUUUUCUUCCAUGAACGAUACAAACUUGUGGAGCUGCUGUGCUAUGUUGUGAUGGGUUUUUUCCCAGCCCUUGUCAUCCUCUCCAUGCCCAACACUGAUGGAAUCUUGGAGCUCAUGACUGGAGGUGUCUUUUACUGCUUUGGGAUGGUGUUCUUCAAGAGCGACGGGCGGAUUCCUUUUGCCCAUGCCAUCUGGCACCUCUUUGUGGCAUUUGGAGCUGGCACCCACUACUAUGCCAUUUGGAGGUAUCUCUACCAGCCCAACACACUGGAAUCUAAAGUGUCCAAAUGAGAUGUUAAAGAAUCUCCCAGCGCGCCUGGUGCCCUUGGAACAAGGCUUUAGAGGAGAUGGUCCUGGGGAGAGGCUCUGCUUGGAGUUUCCAGGCCUGUCUUUGGCUACCACUGCUGGAUAUGCUUUUGGAUGGGUCCUGGGUCAUGUCUGGUGGUUACCAGAAAUCUCUAGGGUAUCCGGUGAAGGAAGAAAAAAAAUUCAAAGGCUUUAUCAGAGGGCAAAAAAUUAACCAGAUACUUUAUGUUUUAGACAAGUUCCAUAACAAAAUUCAACAUGAAUGCCUUCAGGAAAGGAAACUGAUCUCUUCCUGAAAACAAAAGGGCCUGAUAGGCAAAGACUUUGUUCACAGGGUCUUAAAAAACUUUAAAAUGACAAUUAUACUCUAGGGAGAAGCUCAGCCUGGAUGGAUGCCAGAUCAACCAGAGCCCACCUUUUUGUAACCUGGAUGCUCAAACUGCCCUAUUACAGAAUCAAUUAACUUCCCUAUGGUUCAGGGAUGGGAAGGUGACCCUUUCUGGAUCCAGGCUAUGUCCAGUCCAAGCCCCCCCCCCCAAGAGUGGACACUCUUUUUUCCUUUCCCACUCCUCCCUCCUUUGCUAAAAAGUGCUUUUCAGACUCGAGGCUCUCUUGGGUGUGUAUUGACAUGGCUCUUUCUACCCUGACAAACUUAGUUGUGUUAGGAAGGAGCUGAAAGGAAAAUACGCCAUGGAGCUGUGGUUGCUUUAAUCUCUAGUGUGAAUCUACAGGUGGGCCAGGUGACUGCAGCAACCAACACAGACACUUUGUGCUGCUGGGAAGGGUCCUAGUCAUCUCACUGGAAACUCAGAACCAGAAAGGCAAUUUGGGGAAAGGAAAAAAGCUUUGUUUAAAGCUGUGUUUACCAUUUCCAGGCCUCAGAUAACACAGGAGCAAAUGGUCAGAGAUGCUCUGAAUGGAUGGGGCAGGAAAUGGUGAUUGGGAGGAAUUUAUAAUUCUCAGAUCCUUUAUUUGUUUUUCUUGGUCACAAGAGGCAAGACCUAAUUUCAUUUUAAACUGUUUGUUUUUUAAGAAAUUGGGACCCUUCCUUGUUCUCUGUCCCCAAGCUUCAAAGUACCCUCAGAGGAAAACCCCAUCAUUGAAUGUAAACAUGAAACCUGACAGAACUUCCAAGGCAAAAUCUCUGAAAUCCAAAGACCAUCCAGACACCAACUGGUAUGGUUUUAUUCCACGGGCUGGGGGUUCUGCAUGGAUAUAAUACCUCAUGUUGCCACUAGGAUAGAGGCAUUCUGGCAUUUGGAGCCAAAAAGACUGAGGUUUGAAACCAGCCUCUAGUAUAUUGGUUGUGUGACCCUGGGCAAGUCACUUAACCUUUAUGUGCCUAAAGCAACUCUCUAGGGCUGUUCUCCCAAGUAACUGACAGCUUGUGACAUCUGUUGGUAGAGGUCCCACACUGACCAUCACAACCCCUCCUCCCUAUUCCAGGGCUUCUAGUAGAAGGCAGUGGCAGAGAGCAUGGACCCAAUGCAUUGGAAGACCUGAUUCCAAAACACCUUAUUCCCUACAAAGCUCAGAAUCAACAAAGCCUUAUACUUCAUUAAACUUGAAUACAUUCCAGUCCUAUUUUAGGGCUCCAGGCUAUGGAAUUCCCUUUGUCCAAGUCAGUAUUAAAUGCCCCUGACACAUUCUUGAGAGAGGUGAUCCUAGAGCUAGGAGAAACUUUUGUGAUGAUGCACUUUGUUCAGGGGGGCCUUUGGUAAUCUGCUCAGUUCCCCUGGUUCGAUGAGAAUGAUGGAGAUGGUAUCACAGCUCAGAGGCAGGAGCAGGCAGGCACCCAUUAUGUGGCCGGCGUGAGAGGUGGGGGGAUUUUAUUUGUCCUGGGAGGUUUUAUGCUUUGCUAAAAAUAACUCAUCUUGUAAAUAUGGACUUAAGAAUCUUCUUUAUUCUAGGACAUGUCCUAAGUUUCCUCAUCUGUCAAAAUAAAGGGAUUAGACUAAAGGAUCUUCAAGGCCCCGUCCAUCACUAAGUCAUGUGAGUCUAUGACUAUUCAAAGUGAAAGAAUUUCUCUGUACUCAGGCCAGGACAACCAUGUUGCGCCUUCCAAAAUAUGGAGGUGUGGUUAGGUUUUAGCACACGGAAAAAAAUAGAAAUAAGGAAACCCAAGGAGUUUAAGGGAUGUAGGGAAUCGCGCAAAGCAGUGGUUGUUGUUGUUGACGAUAUUUUCCUGGAGCACUUUGGAGAACCUAGAAUGCAGGCUGGGCAGAACUGCCCUGGGGCAACCCUGGGAUACUGGUAAAGCUGUUUUGUCUCCCUCUCAUGUCCUCUUUCAUUGCCCAUUUCCCCAAGCGCAUUGGACUAGGAAGCAGGCAACUUGGGGAGGGGGCAGUUCUGUUUCUGAUACUUGCUUAUACUAGGUGACAUGAAUAAGUUAUCUAGACUUUCCUGUUUUCAGGUUUCUCAUCUAUAAAUGAGGAGAUAGGACUAAUGGUCCCUCCUAGUUCUUUCUUUUUUUUUUCUUUUUUUUUUAAAUUAAAACCCUUGCCUUCUGUCUUGGAAUCAGUACUCUGUAUUGGCUCCAAGGCAGAAGAGUAGUUAAGGACUAGGCAAUGGGAGUUAAGUGACUUGCCCAGGGUUACACAGCUGAGAAGUGUCUGAGGUCAGAUUUGAACCUAGGACCUCCCAUCUCUAGGCCUGGCUCUAAAACCACUGAGUCACCUCACUGCCCCCAAGUCCCUCCUAGUUCUGAUGCUCUCUGAGUGGCAAUGUGGUACGGAUGAAGUGAGUCCUGAAGGAUUCAAAUUCCAGCCCUGCAACUCAAUGGAUGACCUUGGGCAAGUCACAAUCAUUAUGGGCUUCAAAUUCCUUUGUCUAUAACUUGGGAAGUUUGGAUUCAGUUAUAUUUAAGACCCCCAUAUCUCUAAAUCUAGAAGUCUGUGAUCUCUAAAACUCUUUUUUUUUUUCAUUUGCAAGAUUAGUUUCUGCUCUCAAGUUGAGUUCCUAACUUCCCAAGGGCUUUGUUAUGCUUCCUCCCUUCUAUUGAACAAUCUGUCCCAGGAGCCAGAGCCCUGCUCUUUUUCCUAACUAUCCAGCUAGAAACCAACUGCUAAUAUCAAGUGAGGUGAUAUUUGUAAAGACCUCUGCAAACCUGAAAGUGCUAUUUAAAUGCUAGCUAUUAUGAAUAAUAGCAACAAUGAUCGUUUAAGGCAGUUCUUCUCCCCAGCAUGUUUGUAUUUUAAUGUGGGACACUGGGAGAUGAAAUGUCUUUUAGUCCCAAAAGAAUGAACAGCCACUGAUGAGAUUUAAGGCAAACAUUUGAAUGAUCCAAAAGGGGAGUUAUUUUUUUCUCAAAGGUGGCUAUCAGUUUCUCAUCUACCAAUUAAACAAUCGACAAACAUUCAUUAAGCAUCUAAUAUGUUCUAAAUAUUGUACAAAAUACAGGUUGCCUUCAAGGAGUUUUUAUUCUUUUAGAAAGUACUGAUUUAAUUCAAAUAAACAUCUCUCCAAAAAACAUCAACUCUGGACAAAACACAGAUCACGGUAUAAAUUGUUUACCAACAGGCAUUAAGUCCUCAAAAUGGGGCCCAGAAUUGGACAUGAGCAGGUUCUAUGCUAAGAAUCCAACUUAGUCUCCUCAUCAGGCUUUUUCAGUUUAUCACUGUCCUUAAGAAAGGCUAAUUGACUAUUGCUAAAUGAGAUAAUAUAUAUAAAGUACUUUGUAAGCCUUAAAGCCCUGUACCAAUGCUAUUGGUACUUUUUUUUGGGGGGGUAUCAAUAACAGCCCAUUUCAUCUCCACAAAGGCACUGAACAUCCCACAGCAAUCAUAGCAAACUCACACUGAAGUGGGGGUCACAAAAUUAUAAAUAAGGAUCCCAGUAGGUGUGUCCUAACUUAGAAAGCCACUCCUGUUUAUGUUUCUUUCUUUAUUAAUGCAUCAACCCAUUCAAAUCAGAUAGGAACUGUGUUUUAAUUUGUUGUAGACUGCACUCAGCAGGGUUGGGGACUUCCUAUUUGCUUCCUUUGCCUGAGAGAAACAGCUUAUGGGAGCCACCUGAGGAUUUCUUGAUGCAGUCUCAGCGGGUGGGGAAUGAUGGAUGGAUUGCUUGCAGACCUCUGCAUUUAAGAACACGGAGCCCUCUUCCGCCUGGCUGUAGGUAGAUGCUAGCUAAAUCCUGGACACUGAGGAUCUCACCCCAGGGCAAAGGAAUCUGCCCACAUUCUUGCCUGACUGGCUUCUGGAGCUGAGGAAUGCUCAUAGCUUCCAUCAGCAACUAGGGUAGCAUUUUUGACAUUCUAGGCAUAUCAGCUGUUACUCCCAGCUGUUUGCUGAUCCAGUGUCAGGUGGAUGUGACUGGGGCUGGAUGACGUCAUCUUAGGAUGAACAGUACCGGAGGAACAGCCUCCAUAGCAACAGAGAGACGAAGAGAGAGAAAGAAGGGAGAUGGAGAAAGCCGUGACCUUCCAGAAUUGUGGGAUUUUAGAGCUGAGAGGUGACCUCAGAAACCUUUUCUGGGGCAUUGUGGUAUAGUAGAGAGAAGGCUAGACUUGGAAUCACAGAGAGAUGGGUUCAGAUCCCACCUCAGACUCUUGCCUUGUGACCCCAGGCUAAUCACUAAAAUCUCUUUGUUUGGGUUUCAACAUUUGUAAAAUGAAGGAAUUGGGCUUGACUUUGAAGGUGUUUUUUAGUUCUCUGCUUAUGCUCCUACCCUUCUAACCCAACCCCCUCUCUUGUAAACCUUGAUUUUUGUUUUCAAUUAAUAUUGAAGUUCAAUCAAUCAAUAUAUUUCAACUAAUAAACCUUAUUUUCUUCCUCCUCUUGAGGAAACUGAAAAUGAACUUAAUAAGCUGGCCUAAACCAAGGCCAGGGAAGUAACACAACAAGCUUUUGAUCCCCUCAGCAAAUUAGUGACUAAGGCAGGACUAGAACUCAGGAUUCCUGGGGGGGGGCUGUUAAUUCCACCAAACCACCCACCCCUCUCUUGGUUUAACCAACUGGGCUGAGAAUUAGAAAGGAGUCAGGAAGGCAAGGAAGAUGAAUAGUGCUUGCUGAUGUGGUUUAGGCACAGCAGUCCACGCUUUCUGGAUACUGCAUAUCUAGAGUGCUGCCUGAUUGGCAGCUCUUCCCCUGGCAGAGGUAAGAGAGCAGAAUUUGACUGGGGUUGUCUCUGCAGCUGCAAGCAUGUUCGCCAGGGGCUUAUUUAAAUCAAUAACCCCAAGGUUCUCUUCUGUGCCAAAUUUAGCCCUGGAGUUUGUUCACUUGAUUAAAAACUACAGCUGAUAGCCAGAUAUGGAAAGAAUUGGGCUCUGUUCCCUCACUGUUAGCUCCAGGUAGGGUGGCUCAGAAAAUUGAAAAGAGUAUUGAGGAGCUAACAUUAGACUCAGAACACGAAGCAUCAUCAGAUGGAAGGAAAAGCUAACUGCUUCAGACUCCUCCGUCAUCCAUGGAGGAUCAUUGUAUCCACAGGGAGACAUGGAUUGGAAGCGGGCUAAACAAUCAUUCGUAAAAGCUUUCUGGUGGGUUUUUAAGCCUAAAAAUACCCCCUUUCUAAGUUUCCUUAUACUCCAAAUUGAAACAUGUUGAUUAUUUCCCCCUAGAGAGCCUAAAUCUGUGGGCACAUUUUGUAAAACAUCUGACCAAAAGGGGGGAAAAUAAAAGGAACAUUUUCCAGGGCUAAUGCUUGUUUCCACCUGGGGAGAGUCAGGAUAAAUGCAGAGGGUACCACACCUUGCUAAAAAUAGACAGUGCUCUGCUUUGUGAACCAUGAUGGAAAAUUAGAUGUGAUUAGAGGAAAGGCUGGAGGCAGCCGGUAGGAAUGGGAAAGGGUGUUAGCAGCCUUAUAGAACACAGGCAAAAUCUGUCCUGACAAGUAUUCUGACCACCUGGGUCACAAGAGAAGAGCUGGGUGUUACUGGAUACAGAGAUGAAGGAAGGAUCUCAUAGUCAGCAGGGUGGGCAGAAGAAGCAAGUCCUAAGUGGUAUGGGUUGAGGGUCCAGAAAAGUCUGCUCCCAAGUGGCCCCUGUAGGGAGGUCUGAAUUCUCUCACCAGUAAUGAAUACAUACCUUUGUGUCAGACCCCAUCCUGAGGUUCCUGUUCAAACUCUUCACUUCUUCCAGCCUCUGCAGAGGUGCCACUUUUCUAUGAAGUGUUUCCUUUCUUGAAUUUUUCUACUUUACCCUCCUCGUAUUCCCUUGUAGUAUAUUAUGUCUGUAUACAUCUAGAGACAUCUAGGUAGUAUACUGUACAAUGUAGAGGAUAGAAGGUAAGCCCUCUGGUCAGAAAGAACCCGAGUCAGAAUCCUGCUAUAAGGACUCACUAACUCUGUGAUGCUGGACAAGUCCUUUAACCUCUCUUUCCUUUCCUUUCCUUUCCUUUCCUUUCCUUUCCUUUCCUUUCCUUUCCUUUCCUUUCCUUUCCUUUCUUUCCUUUUCCUUUUCCUUUCCUUUCCUUUCCUUUCCUUUCCUUUCCUUUCCUUUUCCUUUCCUUCCUUUCCUUUCCUUUCCUUUCCUUUCCUUUCCUUUCCUUUCCUUCCUUUCCUUUCCUUUCCUUUCCUUUCCUUUCCUUUCCUUUCCUUUCCUUUCCUUCCUUUCCUUUCCUUUUUUUCUUUCCUUUUUUAUUUUCCUGCAUGGUUACAUGAUUAUUGUCUUUCUCCCUCCUGGAGUUGACAAGCAAUUUUUUUUCUUUCUUUCAAAUGUUUUUCCAUGGUUACCUGAUUCAUGAUCUUUCCCACCCCUUUUCUCUCCCUCUUCCCAAUUCCACUGGUCUAUACAUGUGUCAUUGACAAGCAAUUUCACUAGGUUAUAUAAUAUAUAUAUAUUAUAAUCACUCACCAUUUGGGGUUUCUUGGCAAAGAUCCAGGAGCAGUUUAACAUUUCCUUCUCAUUAUAUGAUGAGGAAACUGAGACUAACAGAAUUAAGUUCCUUGUCCAGGGUCAAAUAAGUAUUUGAGGUCAGAUUUGAAUUCAGGUUUUCUGGCUCCAGGUUCAAUGUGCUAGCCAUGUCACCCAGUUGCCUAUUAUUGCUAAUAUUCCCUGUUAUGUCCCCCUAAAGGGAUCUCCUUGAGGAUGAAAGAAAUUUCUUCUUUUUCUGUUUAGUGUCUCCAUGUCUCUCUUUUUUCUUUCUGUCUUUCAAGACUGGAAAAAGGAAAGAACAUUUGAAACAGGCCCAGGGAAUGACCUGAGUACUUCCAGUAGACGAUAUUUGAAAAAGCUUCUUCUGUUAAACUCUUCCUGUUAAACCCUUGUGCAUAUAGAUACAUAGGGGGGCACGUAUGAGUGAGCCUACAUAUUGAAUGGUUGCCUUUGUAAUCCUUUAUAUUUUAUUUUAUGCUUCCAAAAACCAUUAUCAUGAGAAGAGUCUGUAGGUUUUGUCAGAUUGCUGAAGGGGGUCUAUAACACAAAAAUGGCCAAGGAUCCUGUCUAAAGCAUUGGUAGGAAAGAAACCGGAAAAGACUAGAAAUGGGAGUUUGGGGAAGCACAUCUUCAAUUUGUUGGACAAGGUUGCUAUCAAGUUCUCUCAUCUCUUCCAUCUUGGGGUGACUAAUUGGACUAGUUGGAUGCCAGCUGUGGGGUCCAGCCCAGGUCCACAGAUGACUUUACUGUCACCAUUUGGAAGCAGGUGAUCCUAUGGUGUUCUUUAGCAAGGGAAAUAAAGGUCUACAGGACCAAGAGGCAUUUAGAGCUUCUCUCUCUUCACAUCUCACAAAGACCUGAGAUUUAGAAAGUGCAGCCCAAGAGAUAAAUACCUUUUGGGUCUUAUUUCUGUCAAGUCACAUUUUAACUGAUCUCAAACUUAAUAUUGUACUCCAAGAACAGGGAUUAAGACCCCCCUAAAUCACAUGCUUUGCUGGGUCAGUGUUGGGAUGGUCAGUUCAUAGGGAGAAUCUCUGCUGCGAGUGAUGGGGCUAACCCAAUAAAUUCUCAAAUAUUAUAGAACAUUAGAUAACUUUAAAUCCUGGCCUCAGAUUUUGAUGAAGCUUAAACUCAAUUCUCUGCUACGCCCACAGCUGAUCUUAUUCCUUUUAGGGAAUCCUUAGCUAUGACAGAAGGUUAAUGUGGGUAGUAUUUGUCAGUAUGCUGUUAUUAUUGCUUAAAGUGAUAAAAGUGAUAUUUCAGAAUUCUUAGUGCUAAAAAGAGCAAAAGAGACUAUCUCAAUAUUCCACACUAUUGCUUCACUAAGUGAAAUGCCUUUUUUGGAAAAAGACUCAUUCCUGAAUCUCUUCUAAACUUUGCAUGGUAAUGAAAAAGGGCCCCCUAGGUCUGCUUUAAUUCUUUUUUUUUUAAUACUUAGCUUCCAUCUUAGAAUCAAUAUUGUGUAUUGGUUCCAAGCUAGAAGGGCAGUAAGGCAGUGGGGGGUAAAUGAUUUAUUGAGGGUCACACAGCUAGAAAGUGAGGCCAAAUUUGAACCCAGGACUUCUCAUCUCUAAGCCUGGCUCUCAAUCCACUGAGCCAUCUAGCUGCCCCCACCCCUGCCCUAAUUCUUAAUCUAUGUAAUUUAUCAAGGAGAGGACCAUCAUUUAAGACAAUAUUUAAAUGUCAGCACCAUAUGGUUGAAUGCAUAUAAACAGGGUCCCAGAAGCUUCUUUAGUUUUGGUCAAGUUCAUUCAGUCUACAUUCUAGGAACAUUCCCAAAAGGAAUAGGAAGGCCCUUUUUGAAGAGUAUCAAACAAGAAGUUAUACCUAUUCUCUAAGAAAGUUCUCUAGCUCCCCUAGGAAAGAGCUGGCCUACACAAACUUCUUUAGCUUGAUGAAUCUUCAGAAUGAUCCAUCCUUCUUCCAUGUUGCCUCAUCUGGCAUCAGAGAAACUCUACUUCCACCCACUUGCCAAUAAAGUUUGGGGAGGCUUGGUUCUUUACUUUCUUUGAUUUCAUUACAAGAUGCUAUCAUCUUUCUCACAGAAUUUUAGAACUGAAAAGAAUCCUAAAAAUCAUCUAAUUUAGAGAUUCUGAAUCUGGGAAUCCAGAGGCCUCCAAGGGGACUGUAAAUGCAGAUGGGGAAAAAUUAUAUCUUUAUUUUUUCCUAAUCUCUAACUUGAAUUUAGAAUUUCUUUCAAUUAUUUAAAAAUAUUAUUUGGAGACAGGAUCCAUAGGUUUCACCACAUUGUCCAAGGGAUCCAUGACACACCCACAAAUUAAGAACUCUUCAUCUAGUCUGACUUUUUUUGUUUUAAGGAAGGGGGAGGAGAAGGAUAAUAAACAAUUAUUAAACACCAGGAACUUUAUAAAUAUGAUCUUAUUUGAUCCUCAUAAUAAAACUAUGAGACCAGUGUUUCUAUUAUCUCCAUCUUACAGUUGAGAAACUAAGGCAGAGGUUAAAUAAAUAACUUGCCCAGAAUCAUACAGCUAGCAAGUAUCUAAGGCCAAAUUUGAACUCUGGUUUUCCUGACUCUGGGCUCAGCUCUCUAUCCAUUAUACUAGUUGCCUCUAAGUUUUAAAGAUAAGGAAAUGAGGCAUGGUAAGAAAAGAGGCUUUGGAACCAAGGGGGCUUGGGUUCAAAUUUCUGCUCUGCUAGUUUAUAUAUAUAUAUUUUUUCCAAACCCUUACUUUCUCUCUUAAUAUCAAUUCUAAAAUAGAUAAAAUGAAAGGGUUAGGAAAUUGGGAUUAAGUGACUUGCUCAGAGUCACAUAGCUAGGGCUGCUAAUUACUACUUAUGUGACUUUGGCCAAAUCACUCAAUCUCUCUUGGCUUCAUUUUCUCUUCUACAUAAUAAGGAAUUGGUUAGACUAGAUGAUCUCUAAGUUCCCUUAUUGCCAAGUGGUCUGCUGAUAAAUGUUUAAUAUCAGUCCUCUAGAAAAAAAUGAUAUAUACAUAUUAUAUAUAUAUAUGUACAGUACUCUGUGAUGUUUAAUAUGCAUUAUUAAAUUUCUCCAUUAUUUUCUCAAGUCUAGACAAUCAACAAAACAAUCAGGCCCUUAUAUAUAUAUCUUUUGCUGAUUUCUGAGGUGUAGAUGUUCAUCUCUGUUUAUAAUUGUAAAAUCCACUCAAGAUCACAUAGUGUUAGAGUAAGACUAGAAUUCAUGUCAACAUGAUGCUUGUUUCUUUCUAUUAAAAAAAAUUAAACCUUUACCUUCUGACUUAGUAUCAAUUCUAAGACAGAAGAACAGCAAGGGCUAGACAAUCAAGGCUAAGUGGCUUGUCCAGGGUGACACAGUUAGGAAGUAUCUGAGGCCAGAUUUGAAUCCAGGUCCUCCCAAUUCUAGGCCUACUGCUCAAUUUACUGUGCUAUCUGGCUGUCCCUUGAUACCUGUUUCAAAGCUUUUUCCAUUAACCUCUAUUUCUUUUCCUUCACUGGAAUUUCAAUAGAUCAUCUCAUUUUGUUCCCAUAUUUCCCCAUUUUUCCCAAAGGACCAAAGAAAAUAUCGAAUUCUGUAUUUUGAAAACAAACAAACAAACAAACUCUGCCCCUUCUCUCAAGAAGGAAGCUUUGGGUUUGAUCAAACAGCUGUAUAAUUAGCAUGGCUGUAUAAUAUGCCUGCCUAUGUGUUAAAUUGUUUCAAGAGGGAGUAAAUAAAGGUUCAAUAUUUCUUCUAAAUUAUAGGUUAUCUGUCUCCCUCACAUUUUUGUCUCACAUGUAUGUGUGGAAAUAGACAUGGAUAUCCACUCUUGGUUUUUUUUAUUUUUUAUUUUUUUGUUUAUUGGCAUUAGUUAAUAUGAGCACAAAGCUUUUGUUGCACAUGGGAAAGACCUCUAGACUGGAUGUCAGAAGAUCCAACCUUACCACCAAAUAGCUGUGUGACCUUGAGCAAGAUAUUUGACUUCUCUGGGUUCUCCGUUCCUCCUCUGUAAAAUGAGGGAUUUAAUUAUGUCCAGAUUUUUACCAACCUGUAGAUCUCUAGUUACUGAGGCAGGCAGCUCAAUUUCCACUAAAUCCAGAAAGCAAAUCAUGGGGGCCAGACUGGGUUUGAGACAGGAAAGGGUAUCUCUGUUCUGUUGACUAUUGCAGUUUUGGCUUCCUCCCCUAAGAAGCCCCCCAGGAGACUGUGGCUCCUAGUGGGAGGAACAAAAAUAAGAGUAGAUUGGAAACUUAAAAAAAAGUUUUUUAAUUUUUAAAAAUAUUUUUCCAUGUUUACAUGAUUCGUGUUCUCUCCCUCCCCUCUUCCCUCCCCACUCCUAGAGCUGACAAGUAAUUCCACUGGGUUAUACAAAUAUUACAACUUGAUACUUAUUUCCAUAUUAUUCACUUUUGAACUAGAGCAAUCUUUUGAAACCAAAACCCCAAAUCGUGUACCCAUAUAACCAAGCGAUAAGUCAUGUGUUUUUCUUGUACAUUUCUGAUUGUAAACUUCUCAAAGGCCAAGUCUGUGUCUUAUCCAUCUAUCUUUGUAUCCACAGUGCCUAGCCCUAGCACCUUAAACAUAGUCUAAUAAUUAUUUGUUGAAUUAAAUUGAAUAAAUUCAGCUAAAUAGGAAUUUGAUUCAUUUUGGUUGGUCCUAGAGGGUAGUAUUUGCAGCAAUGGGUAAAUGCAGCAAAGGGAAAGUUCAGAUUUGAAGUCAGGAAGGAUUUCUCAAUACCUGGAAGUAUCUUACAAUGCAAUGAUCUACUUUCCCCUCAGUGGAGUUCUUCAAGCAAAGACUAAAGGACUAUUAACUAGGUACAAUUUCAUGAUUUAGGUUAGGUUGGACUAUGUGGCUUUUGAAAUCUCUUCCAACUGAAAUUCUUUGUGUUUCUAUGUCGCUGACUUUUUUUUUUUUAAGCAAACAGGGCUUGCUUAAACAGGGUGACUUGCGCAGGGUUACAUAGUUAGAAAGUGUCUGAGGACAGAUUUGAACCCAGAUCCUUCUCUCUCUAGGCCUAGUGCUCUAACCCCUGUGCCACUUAAUUACCCCUGAUUGACAGUCUUUUUAUCUUUAUACCUCUAAUACCUAGCAAAGAGACUGGCCCUUAGUAGGAGCUUAGUAAAUGCUUGUUGAAUAAAUGAAUGAAUGGAUUGAACCCAUUAUUAACUUUCCAUCAUUAACAAGCAUCCUCUUCCAUUGUCAUCAUAUGGUUAUGGUAAAGAAAUCAAAAGUAAUUGUUGCGCUUCUAGGUUGGGGAGACCUGUUCUUUAAGGGCCUUCUUGGCUCUGAGUCUUUAAUCCCUACUAAGAAUGGCCAGCCCAGCUUCACUUAAUAAGUUGACUCUGACUUGGCAAGGCUGAAUAUUAUUUUAAUUGUGACUUGAACUCAUCUCAGGCGAUGAGUUAGGAAGUCAGUCUUGGAGAUGGCCAAAUCAGCGUCUUACCUGAUGUGUGACCUUAAAGAGGGUGAGUCAGAUUUACCUGUUCUGCACCUUGAGAGCUUUGGUAGGCAUUAGUUUCUUGGAAAUUGAAACUCCUUAGUGCAAAUAGGGAAUGCAGGAAAGCAGUACUGAUCAAAGACCAUUUCCGCCCCCCCCCCCCACUUUAAAUCUUAACUGUGUACUGGUUCCAAGGCAGAAGAGUGGUAAGGGCCAGGCAGUGAGGGUUAAAUGACUUGUCCAGGGUCAUACAGCUAGGAAGUGUCUUUUUUUUUUUAAUAAUAUUUUAUUUGAUCAUUUCCAAGCAUUAUUCAUUAAAGACAAAGAUCAUUUUCUUUUCCUCCCCCCCACCCCCCAUAGCUGACGCGUGAUUCCACUGAGUGUCACAUGUGUUCUUGAUUCGAACCCAUUUCUAUGUUGUCAUUAGAGUUUCGUUUAGAGUCUCUCCUCUGUCAUGUCCCCUCAACCACUGUAGUUUUCUCAGUGUUUCCACUCCCAUAGUUUAUCCUUUGCUUAUGAAUAGUGUUUUUUCUUCUAGAUCCCUGCAGAUUGUUCCGGGCCAUUACACCACCACCAAUGGAGAAGUCCAUUACAUUCAAUUAUACCACAGUGUAUUAGUCCUGUGUACAAUGUUCUCCUGGUUCUGCUCCUUUCGCUCUGCAUCACUUCCUGGAGGUUGUUCCAGUCUCUAUGGAAUUCCUCCACUUUAUUAUUCCUUUGAGCACAAUAGUAUUCCAUCACCAACAUAUACCACAGUUUGUUCAGCCAUUCCCCAAUUGAUGGGCAUCCCCUCGUUUUCCAGUUUUGGGCCACCACAAAGAGCGCAGCUAUGAAUAUUUUUGUACAAGUCUUUUUGUCCAUUAUCUCUUUGGGGUACAGACCCAGCAGUGCUAUGGCUUAAGAAGUGUCUUUUGAGGCAACAUUUGAACCCACGACCUCUUAUCUCCUGACUAAACUCUCAAUCUCUGAACUUAAGCCAAGCUUCUGGUGCGUGUCCUGCUAAAUCAGCAUAGGUUUCAUUCUAUUAACCCAUCUUUUUUUGGGGGGUGGGGUAUAAGACAUCUAGAUGGCAUCCCAGCUAAGUAUAUUGUUUUGGUUGGUGAGUUGUCCUAAAGCAGACUGCUGGUGUCAAUUCUAGCCAUCUGUCUCCUCCCUCAGGGGAAGUCUAAUCACAUGACUCACUUCCUGGACUACUUUGUAAAUUGCAUUCCUAGCCCAGGAGGGAAGUGAGUUGCAAUAGAACCUUAGACCUCAGUGGGGCUCUGCUUAAUGUUGUAGCCUGACCUGUGGUAUUAGUAAGAGAAAAAGAAGUGCUUCUUGGUGAUAGAGAUGAAUACUACUACCUUUUUUUUUUAUUUCAAAGCUUUUAUUUCAUUAACUUACACAUUUAAAAAAGUUGGGCAGACUGUAAAUUAAAGAUGAUUUUCUAGAAAUAGAAACUCCUCUAUUGGCACUUAGGAUUCUUUACAAUUUUGUUCCUUCCUAUUUUUCCAGUUUUAUCUAUGACUCUCCUUCCAUGCAGCCAAUGACACUGGCUCACUUUCAUUUUUCUACCCACCACCAUCUAUUUCCCAUGCUUGGAAUGCCCUCCUCAUCUCCACCUCUUAGCAUUUCUGCCUUUUUUUUUUCUCCAGAUUCAGCUCAAGUACCAAACUUAUGCUGGCAGUUCUUCUAGAUUAACCAAGUGUCUAGUACAUUCUCCACUAAAGUUACCUUUUAUCUAUUUUGUUCCUUUCUUUUUCUUUUUAAAACCUGUAUCUUCCAUCUUAGAAUCAAUACUGCAUAUUGGUUCUAAGGCAGAAGAGUGGUAAGGGCUAGACAAUGGUGGCUAAGUGAUUUGCCCAGGGUCACAUGCUGGAAAGUGUCAGAGGUCAAAAUUUGAACCCAGGACCUCCCAUCUCUAGGCCUGGCUCUCAAUCCACUGAGCCACCCAGUUGCCCCCAUUCUUAUUUUGAGAGGCAGUUUGGCAGACUGACCCGUACUCAAGUUCCAACUUAACUAUGUGACUCUGGGCAAGUCAUUUAAUCCCUCAGUGAUCUUUUUGUCAACUUUCUAAAACUAUAAGUGGCAGAGGAAGGUGUGGACCUGCCAGGAGUUCCCUAUAUCAAUGAAAUCAUAGCAUCUAUCCCUACAUCUCUUGUAUAUACCCAUACAUGCUCAUGUUGUCUCCUCCAUCAGAAGGUAAGCUCCUCAAGGACAGAAAUUGUUUUGUCUUUUCUUUGUAUUCCCCAUACUUAGUUCAUGCCUAGAACAUAGUAAAUGCUAAAUGAAUGCUUUCAGAUUGAUACUAAAGAGAGACUUCAAAGUUAAAGGAAAAAUAGGAGAGCUUAUUAUCUAUCAAAAAAAAAAAAGUACCCUCUAAGGGUUUUUAUACUUCAAACCUACCACUUCUACUUGAAGUCAGUUGGGCACCAGAGAGAUGGUGUGAAAGAAAAUUUCCAGCAGUAAUUAUAGCUGCCUCCUUGAGUGCCUAGGAUUGAGGCAGAAGGGGAUUGAGAUUCAGUAAUAAUAGUAUUUUACAUUUGUAUAGAGCUCUAAGUUUUAAAAGUAUUUUAAUAUGUAUUUAAAGAGCUUUAUAAACUUUAAAGUACUAUAUAAAUGUCUGUCAAAAUUAUCAUUCUUGUUAUUAUUAUAUACAUUAUCUCAUGUGAGCCUUCCAAUUACCCCCUGAGGUAGGAGCCACAGCCAUUAUUUUCAUCCUAUUCACAAGUACUCAUAUUUGUUGUUCAGCCAUUUUUUCAACUGGGUUUGAUUUUUUGUGAUCCCAGUUGGAGUUUUCUUGGCAAAGACACUAGAGUGAUUUGCCAUUUUCUUCUCCAUCUACAGAUGAGGAAACUGAGGCAAACAGGAUGAAAUGAUUUGCCCUGGAUCACAGGACUAGGAAGUGGCUGAGGCCAGAUUUGAAUUCACAAAGAUGAAUCUUCCUGACUUCAGACUAAGCACUCUACUAUAAUAUUUCUAAGAUAAUAAUCACACUCCAGCCCAUUUUCUUCAUUGAUUUCCUUCUCAUUUCCUUCUUUGUAAUAUUAAAAUUAAUUAAUUAAAACUACCUAUCUUCAUCUUGAAAAACAAAGGAAAAAACCUCUAAAGCUUACGAAACUAAAUGAAAGUCUUUUGUGAGGACUGCCUCGAAGUCUAUUUUUCCAAGGGGUGACUUUGAGAGAUAUAACCCCAUGGAACCCUUACAUCGCUCUUUAAGUUUUGAGAAAUCUGAAUUUAUAGCCCCAAAGAAUAAAACAGGACAUAUUCCCUUUAUCAUUUUAGACUACCUCAGGAGAAUGGCAGAGGUAAAAGCCCAUUCUUCCCCUGGUAAAUAUAUCUUAUGAGUAAUGGUAGUGAACCCAAGCCUCAUGUUUGAGGAUCCCCUGGCAGAUGGAAGGAAGGGUGUGAUAUUGACCGGUCAAGGCCCUAAUCUACAUGUGGUCAGCUCCUCAAGUGAAGACGCAUGAGCAAGGCAAGACAUAUAGGAAUUUCAUUUCCCCCUUCCUUAUAAAUUGAGUCCUCAUGAUGCAUGUUUUGUGACUUCUCUUUGAGCCUGGUGCUUUGUGUUCAUUUCAGACAGAGGGCAGAGGGAAUAGCACAGAGAAUCCACAUCCUAAAUGGAAAAACGUGAGGGAAGAAGGUCUCCAUGAGCCUUGUCUUUCUUUUGUGAGGGAUGGAUGGAUUGUUCUUCUAGGAUUUUAUUUCUGGUCCCGUCAGAAUUAUUGGUUCUAUAGAUGUGGUUUUAGUAUUGCCUUAGCUUGUUUAGCUGGGGUUAUCAUUCAGUUCAAUUGCAUUUUCAUCUUCAGGUCAUGUGAAUCCACUAUUUCUGUAUAUUAAUUUAGUUAUUAAUAUAGCCAAUUGGCAUUGAGAAGCAGGACAAUUAGUCACAGAACAGAUAUUCAAAAUGUACUCAGCUGAUUCACCAGAGCUAACACAGGGCUAUGCUAUGCAUAACUGGGAACUCAAAUUAAUUUGCUCAACUAAGAAACAUUUAAUAAGUGCCUAUUGUAUGCAGAAUGCCAUGCUGAGUGCUGAAGGACAGAUUACAUUUAGGUAAGACACUCAGUCAUUACCCUCAUGGAGUUUACAGUCUAACAGGAGAGCAAGACAAGCUCAGAUUAUUAUAGUUACUCUAUAUUUGCAUUAGAGAAUUGCAAAACAAUAUGCUUUAGUUCUUUGGAAGACCUUCUUCCAAAAGAAAAAGAGAAAGAGAAAGCUUACUGAAUAGAAUCAUAUUUGAGUGGGCCUUAAAGAUGGGUAAGAAAUUACAAUAGAGAAGACAAGGAGGACCAACUAUUGAAUGAGAAAUUAUAAAGAACCUUCACUGAGUCGAAAUAAGGCCAAGAUCCAGCUGUUCCCAGUUUCAUUUACUGUUGAUUUUUGGGUCCUACGCUGUUGGCCUUGGGGUCAGAUGUUCAUAGAAAUCUCAACCUGUUCCCUUAGCUUUAUACUUGGGAUUCUCAAGUGGACUAUGGGUUUUACAUGAUUGGGUCCAAUCUUUCGAGAUAACCCCAAAACUUCCGCUGCUUAUGACCCUACCAAGAAUUCCCCUUUAAAUGAAUAUCAGUCCACAUGGGCAAGUACACAUUUUUCUGGUUAGACAGAGAGAAAUUAAAUCUUUUUUUUGAAGAAAGAGGUAAUGCUGGUUCUGGAAAGACUACUCUACCUACCUUAUCGAUAAAAGAUAUUAAGUUCACAGUGUCAGCUUUAAACUGAAUUACGUUUCAAACUCAUUUAGACCACCCCAGGUUUGCCAAACUAGUUGGUCCACUUCCCUUCAGUACUAGGUCCCACUGUGCUUUAUGAAGCUUCAUUGUGAAACAGGAAUGAACUGACUGUCUUUGAUACUAACGUUUAUUGACUUGUUAAUGUCUAUAAUGUUUGUGAAUGGGAUUUGCAGCUGUGACUUUUUAAAAUAUCUUGAAUUGGACCCCUCUGGAUUGGUGAAAUUAGUUAUUUUGUAUUUAACACAGUAUUUAAUAAAGGUUUGUAAUAAGAAUUACCAUGGCCAUGAAUAUUCUUUUUCCUGUGGAGUAGGAAUUAAAUAAAACUCAAGAUACCUCA